Messenger RNA from Brassica rapa (field mustard), 3061 nucleotides. RefSeq names its product eukaryotic translation initiation factor 3 subunit C. Lineage: Eukaryota; Viridiplantae; Streptophyta; Magnoliopsida; Brassicales; Brassicaceae. Gene Ontology annotation, biological process: translational initiation. The record is from RefSeq and is a predicted model, not a curated record. Gene Ontology annotation, molecular function: translation initiation factor binding; RNA binding; translation initiation factor activity. Gene Ontology annotation, cellular component: eukaryotic translation initiation factor 3 complex.
ACGUCGGUUUAAUUCGUGACUAGAAAACCCUAAUUCCAAUUCAUAUAUUAAUAAUCUCGAAUCGAAUACUUUCGACGGCUACCACUUAUCUUCUUCACAGAGAUUCUCAUCAGGCAUCUCUACCUUCGUUCAUCUCCAUCGUCUCCAUUGAGGUUUAAGCUCUCCUGCUAAAGAAGAAGAAGAAGAAGAUGUCUCGUUUUUUCGCCCAGGGUGGUAGUGACAGCGAGGAUGAGAGCGAUAUCGAGGAAGAGAUCCAGGAGGUUCAGAACAACGACAUCAACAACCGUUACCUCCAGGAUAACAGCGACGACGACGACGACACUGAUACCAAACGUGUCAUCAAGCCAACCAAGGACAAGCGUUUCGAGGAGAUGACGCACACCGUUGAGCAGAUGAAGAACGCUAUGAAGAUCAACGAUUGGGUCAGUCUUCAGGAGAAUUUCGACAAGGUCAACAAACAGCUUGAGAAAGUUAUGAGGAUCACUGAGGCUGUGAAGCCUCCCACCUUGUACAUCAAGACGCUUGUGAUGUUGGAGGAUUUCUUGAACGAGGCCUUGGCUAAUAAGGAGGCCAAGAAGAAGAUGAGUCCUAGCAACUCCAAGGCCUUGAAUGCGAUGAGGCAGAAGCUGAAGAAGAACAAUAAGCUGCACGAGGAGGAGAUUAAUAAGUAUAGGGAGGCUCCGGAGGUUGAGGAGGAGAAUGAGCCGGAAGAUGAGGAUGAUGACGAUGAGGAAGACGAGGAUGAGGAAGACGAUGAUAGCAAAGAGGCUGUGACUGACGAGGAGGUGGAUGAAACUACUGAUACUCGCUGGGAGACGAUGCUUAACAAGAAAGAUAAGCAGAUGGAGAAGCUGCUUAGUAAAGAUCCUAAGGAGAUCACUUGGGAUUGGGUCAACCAGAAGUUUAAAGAGAUUAUGGCUGCUCGUGGGAGGAAGGGGACUGCUCGUUUUGACCUAGUUGAUCAGCUUACACACUUGACGAAGAUUGCCAAGACUCCUGCGCAGAAGCUCGAGAUCUUGUUCAGCGUUAUCUCAGCACAGUUUGAUGUGAAUCCAGGCCUCUCAGGACACAUGCCUAUCAAGGUUUGGAAGAAGUGCGUGCUCAACAUGCUCACCAUACUGGACAUUCUUGUCAAGUACACUAACAUCGUUGUGGACGACACAAUCGAGCCUGAGGAGAACGAAACUUCCAAGCCAGCAGAUUAUGAUGGAACAAUUCGGGUCUGGGGAAAUUUGGUUGCGUUCAUUGAGCGGAUUGACACUGAGUUUUUCAAGAGCUUGCAGUCAAUUGAUCCUCACACCCGUGAGUAUGUUGAGAGACUGAGGGAUGAGCCUAUGUUCUUGGCCCUUGCUCAGAACAUCCAAGAUUACUUUGAGCGGAUGGGUGAUUUCAAAGCUGCUGCAAAGGUGGCCUUGAGACGUGUUGAGUCAAUUUAUUACAAGCCCCAGGAGGUUUAUGAGGCUAUGAGGAAGCUGGCUGAGUUGGUUGAAGAAGAUGAAGAAGCUGAGGAUGCCGAGGAGGAAAGUGGACCUAUUUCUUCAUUCAUUGUUGUUCCAGAGGUUGUUCCCCGUAAGCCUACCUUCCCUGAGAGCGGCCGGGCAAUGAUGGAUCUUCUUGUGUCCCUUAUCUACAGAAAUGGAGAUGAGAGGACCAAGGCCCGUGCAAUGCUAUGUGAUAUCUAUCACCAUGCUUUGAUGGACAACUUUGGGACUGCUAGAGACUUGUUGCUGAUGAGUCAUCUCCAAGACAACAUUCAGCACAUGGACAUCUCAACACAGAUCCUCUUUAACAGGACCAUGGCGCAGCUUGGUCUUUGUGCCUUCCGUGUUGGAAUGAUCACUGAGUCCCAUAGCUGCCUCUCCGAGCUGUACUCUGGUCAGAGAGUGAGGGAGUUGCUUGCCCAAGGUGUCUCGCAAAGUCGAUAUCAUGAGAAGACACCCGAACAGGAAAGGAUGGAGAGGAGAAGACAAAUGCCAUACCACAUGCACAUAAACCUCGAGCUACUGGAGGCUGUUCAUCUCAUCGGUGCAAUGCUACUUGAAGUCCCAAACAUGGCAGCAAACUCGCUUGAAGCCAGGCGCAGAGUGAUCAGCAAGAACUUCCGUCGCCUGCUUGAGAUCAGCGAGAGGCAAGCGUUCAAUGCACCACCUGAGAAUGUACGUGAUCACGUUAUGGCAGCCACCAGAGCCCUGACCAAAGGAGAUUUCCAGACCGCGUUUGAGGUUCUGAACUCUCUUGAGGUCUGGAGAAUGCUCAAGAACCGUGACAGCAUCCUCGAAAUGGUCAAAGCUAGGAUCAAAGAAGAAGCUCUAAGGACUUACCUAUUCACUUACUCGAGCUCCUACGAGUCCCUAAGCCUUGAACAGCUGGCUAAGAUGUUUGAUGUCACUGAAGCACAGGUUCACAGCAUUGUUAGCAAGAUGAUGAUCAACGAAGAGCUUCACGCAAGCUGGGACCAGCCAACACGAUGCAUUGUCUUUCAUGAAGUGCAACACAGCAGACUACAGUCGUUGGCUUUCCAGUUAACCGAGAAACUAUCGGUUUUGGCAGAAAGUAACGAAAGGGCAAUGGAAGCAAGAACCGGUGGAGGUGGUCUUGAUCUGAGCUCAAGAAGAAGGGACAACAAUCAGGACUAUGCAGGAGCAGCAUCAGGUGGUGGGAGAUGGCAGGACAACAACAUGAGUUCUGGAUAUGGAGGAAGACAAGGUAACAACAGAUCUGGAUAUGGAGGAAGACCAGGACAACCUAGAGACUGGUCGGGCCAGAACCGAGGUGGAGGAUAUGCAUCAAGAGCUGGCUCAGGAAACAGAGGUGGUGGAAUGCAAAUGGAUGGCUCAACCCGUAUGGUGAGUCUUAACCGAGGUGUUCGCACUUAAAGAAGUUUUCUCCAGAUAGUGUUGGUUUCUUUUUAAGACCUUUUUGUUUAAGUUUUUUUUUUUUGUUUGUCGUCGGUUAAAGUUUGGAUCUGUCUUUAAUAAUUUUGCUUCAGAACUUUAAAUUACUUUGUUUUGUUUCAGAGUUGAACAUUAUUGUUUCUAUUCAAACUCAGUUUUAAUAGUAA